CUUAUGCAGCACGAUCGGCUUCUCAGCGCCAUCGUGUCUCUUUCACGUUCGGAUCGCCCCAUUCCCUCCAGGAUGGCGACGAACGUCUUAUGCAUCACGAUCGGCCCCUCAGCGCCAUCGUGUCUCUUUUCACGUUCAGAUCGCCCCAUUCCCUUUCAGGAUGGCGACGAACGUCUCUUAUGCAGCACGAUCAGCGCUUCAGCGCCAUCGUGUCUAGCUCACGUUAGGGUCGCCCAUCCCUUUCAGGAUGGCGACGAACGACUCUUAUGCAGCACGAUCAGCGCCCCAGCGCCAUCGUGUCUGGCUCACGUUAGGGUCGCCCAUCCCUUUCAGGAUGGCGACGAACGUCUCUUAUGCAGCACGAUCAGCGCCCCAGCGCCAUCGUGUCUGGAUCACGUUAGGGUCGCCCAUCCCUUUCAGGAUGGCGACGAACGUCUCUUAUGCAGCACGAUCAGCGCCCCAGCGCCAUCGUGUCUGGCUCACGUUAGGGUCGCCCAUCCCUUUCAGGAUGGCGACGAACGUCUCUUAUGCAGCACGAUCAGCGUUUCAGCGCCAUCGUGUCUAGCUCACGUUAGGGUCGCCCAUCCCUUUCAGGAUGGCGACGAACGUCUCUUAUGCAGCACGAUCAGCGCCCCAGCGCCAUCGUGUCUGGCUCACGUUAGGGUCGCCCAUCCCUUUCAGGAUGGCGACGAACGUCUCUUAUGCAGCACAAUCAGCGCCCCAGCGCCAUCGUGUCUGGCUCACGUUAGGGUCGCCCAUCCCUUUCAGGAUGGCGACGAACGUCUCUUAUGCAGCACGAUCAGCGCCCCAGCGCCAUCGUGUCUGGCUCACGUUAGGGUCGCCCAUCCCUUUCAGGAUGGCGACGAACGUCUCUUAUACAGCACGAUCAGCGCCCCAGCGCCAUCGUGUCUGGCUCACGUUAGGGUCGCCCAUCCCUUUCAGGAUGGCGACGAACGUCUCUUAUGCAGCACGUCUGCCCCUCGGCGCUGACAUGCCCGGGUUAUCGAUGAGAGCCACCGCUUUCUAUCACAUCUCACAUUCCUUCUCUCAUACAUCGCACCCAUACAUUACAUGCAUUCAUGCAUUCAUGCAUCAUACCUCAUACAUUCAUACAUACACAUGUGCAUCGUGUUUUGACAGUACCGCGACAUCGGUUUAUAGACGCAUGGACCUCUAAGCUUCUCCGAUUGGAAAGCUCGAGUCAGAGUCCUCUACUCUCGCCUGAUGCAUUCAGGGGGAGCGUGCCCGUGGAGGAGCACCCUUCGCCCGACCAUGUCGGAAAGGGGGGUGCCUCACUGGUAGAUUACGUUCAGGAGUACAGACACUCACUCAUAUAUUAUGAUUAUGUGAAGACACAGUUUCCAGCAAGACAGAGGAAGAGCGCAGGCAGAGUAUAUUUUCUCGAGCAGAUUCGCGAGCUCACUACUCAAGAAACUGGGGGACUUGUGUUGGGAUAUAUUAUCCCGGCCUAUUACUGUUCAGGAGCCCAAGACAUUAUCCAGUACGGAGCCCGAGCAGCUAGGCCCAUUUCGGCCCAUCCGGCCCACUUUGACCACCAGGCCUGAUAUCGGCCCGUUUGGCCCAUUAGGGUGGAGAGCCCCUUCUCUCCUUCCCCUAUAAAUACGGAGCUUAGCCUCCAUGUAAAGGAUCCC
Cuscuta epithymum is the source of this 1652-nucleotide messenger RNA. Lineage: Eukaryota; Viridiplantae; Streptophyta; Magnoliopsida; Solanales; Convolvulaceae. The record is from the annotation of a GenBank genome assembly.